Messenger RNA from Daucus carota subsp. sativus, 3044 nucleotides. Its product is annotated as heat shock 70 kDa protein 14. Bases 222 to 2744 code for a protein of 840 amino acids. Gene Ontology annotation, molecular function: ATP-dependent protein folding chaperone; ATP binding. NCBI's taxonomy places the organism in Eukaryota, Viridiplantae, Streptophyta, Magnoliopsida, Apiales, Apiaceae. The record is from RefSeq and is a predicted model, not a curated record. Gene Ontology annotation, biological process: protein folding. Gene Ontology annotation, cellular component: nucleus; cytosol. The transcript is spliced from 10 exons.
ACCAGGGUUUAAGAGAAAUUAACCAAAUAGCCCAACUCAAACUCAAAAUACGGAACAUUCUAGAGCUUACAAGCUCGAGACCCCUCUAGGCCUCUACACUUCUCCCGUUACAUAUUAAAACCCUUCAUUUUUUUUUUGCCCCCUCUUAUAUUUCAUACACAAAGAACACAACGCACACACUAAUUUGACUACUCCGUGAAAGUGAUCAUCCUAAAGGGAAGAUGAGCGUUGUUGGUUUUGAUUUUGGGAAUGAGAGUGGUGUUGUUGCUGUUGCAAGGCAACGGGGGAUUGAUGUUGUACUGAAUGAUGAAUCUAAACGUGAGACUCCUGCUAUUGUAUGCUUCGGUGAAAAGCAACGUUUCCUUGGAACAGCUGGUGCCGCUUCAAGUAUGAUGAACCCAAAAAACACAAUUUCUCAGAUUAAGCGGCUGAUUGGACGCCAGUUUUCGGAUCCUGAACUGCAGCGGGAUAUCAAGUCACUCCCUUUUUCUGUAACUGAAGGUCCUGAUGGGUAUCCAUUAAUUAAUGCUCAAUAUCUUGGAGAAAUGAGAAGCUUUACACCAACCCAAGUAUUGGGAAUGGUCUUCUCAGAUCUGAAAAGUAUAGCGGAGAAGAAUCUGAAUGCCGCUGUGGUUGAUUGCUGCAUUGGGAUUCCUAUUUAUUUCACUGAUCUUCAAAGGCGUGCUGUUCUAGAUGCUGCUACGAUUGCCGGGUUGCACCCACUUAGACUCAUUCAUGAAACUACAGCUACUGCUCUUGCAUAUGGUAUUUACAAGACUGAUUUGCCGGAGAAUGACCAGCUGAAUGUUGCCUUUGUAGAUAUUGGUCAUGCUAGUAUGCAAGUAUGUAUAGCUGGUUUAAAGAAAGGCCAACUGAAAAUAUUAGCCCAUGCGUUUGAUCGGUCACUUGGUGGGAGAGAUUUUGACGAAGUGCUGUUUCAAAACUUUGCUGAAAAAUUCAAGACCGAAUACAAGAUUGAUGUUUACCAAAAUGCAAGGGCCUCCCUUAGGCUUCGUGCUGCAUGUGAGAAACUGAAGAAGGUUCUCAGUGCAAAUCCAGAGGCGCCUUUGAAUAUAGAGUGCUUGAUGGACGAGAAGGAUGUCAGAGGCUUCAUCAAAAGAGACGAGUUUGAACAAAUUAGCAUUCCGAUACUGGAGCGAGUUAAGAAGCCGUUGGAGAAAGCUCUUUCAGAGGCAGGGCUGACUGUAGAAAAUAUAUAUGCUGUUGAGGUUGUUGGUUCGGGGUCCCGUGUACCUGCAAUAAUGAAAAUUUUGACGGAGUUCUUUGGUAAGGAGCCUAGGCGGACAAUGAAUGCUAGUGAAUGUGUUGCGAAAGGUUGUGCAUUGGAAUGUGCUAUUCUUAGCCCCACUUUUAAAGUGAGAGAAUUCCAGGUCAAUGAGAGCUUCCCAUUUACAAUUGCUUUGUCAUGGAAAGGCACAGCUCCAGAUGCUCAGAAUGGAGCGGACAAUCAACAAAGUACUAUUGUUUUUCCAAAAGGAAAUUCGAUACCUAGUGUGAAGGCCCUGACAUUCUUCAGGUUUGGAACAUUUACAGUAGAUGUACACUAUGCUGAUGUAAAUGAAGUUCAAGCACCCGCCAUGAUCAGCACAUACACGAUUGGCCCUUUUCAGUCAACAAAAAGUGAACGAGCAAAAGUGAAAGUAAAAGUUCGUCUGAAUCUACAUGGUGUUGUGUCCAUUGAGUCGGCAACACUACUGGAGGAGGAUGUUGAGAUUCCAGUCGUUAAAGAGACUGCAAAGAUGGAUGCAGAUGAAUCUCCACCUGUACCUGCUCCUUCUAGUGGUGCUGAGAAUGAUGUUGACAUGGAAGAUGCAAAGAGUACUGCUGCUAAUGCUCCUGGCUCUGCCAAUGGUGCUCAAGGAGACGUCCCUGUCCAAAUGGAAACGGAAUCCAAGGUUGAGGUUCCAAAGAAGAAGGUGAAAAAGACUGACAUACCAGUGACAGAGCUAGUUUACGGCGGAAUGCAACCUACGGAUGUGCAGAAAGCUGUGGAGAAGGAAUUUGAAAUGGCAUUGCAAGAUAGAGUUAUGGAAGAAACCAAAGACAAAAAGAAUGCUGUGGAGGCUUAUGUCUAUGACAUGAGAAACAAGCUACAUGACAAAUAUCAUGACUUUGUAACUGAUCCGGAGAGAGAGGAGUUCACCGCCAUCCUUCAGCAGGUUGAAGAUUGGUUGUAUGAAGAUGGUGAGGAUGAGACCAAGGGUGUAUAUGUUGCCAAGCUUGAAGAACUGAAAAAGCGUGGUGAUCCUGUUGAGCUGCGCUACAAGGAACACUUGGAGAGGGGAUCUGUGGUUGAUCAACUAGUUUAUUGCAUUAAUAGCUACAGAGAAGCAGUAAUGUCACCUGAUUCUAAGUUUGAUCACAUUGACAUUGCUGAGAAAGAGAAGGUUCUGAAGGAAUGUGCGGAUGCUGAAGCUUGGUUAAGGGAGAAAAAGCAGCACCAGGACUCAUUACCAAAACAUGCUACUCCAGUUCUCUUGUCAGCUGAUUUGAAAAAGAAAGCUGAAGCUCUUGACAGGUUCUGCAGACCGAUAAUGACAAAACCAAAACCAAAGGCAGCUAAGCCAGUCACACCUGAAGUUUCAUCUCCAAGCAGUGAGCAGUUUCAUGGUGCAGAAAAUUCUGGUGACCCCAACAAAGACGCUAGUAACACACCUGGAACCGAAGUCCCAUUGGCCUCUGAAGAGCCAAUGGAAACUGAAACACCCGCAAGUGCAGCAUAAUCUGUAGUUUUACUUCUUUACUAUAGAUUAGCCAUCGGUCAUUGUGAUGUGGAAUUUUUUUGAGUUUUAAGAGGGGUGGAGAAUGAGCGACUUUGUUUCUGUAUGUUGGUCUGUAAAGCCGUUCUUUUCUAUGAUGUUUAGCAAAUUCUGUUACACCUGUAUGCAAUACAGGUCUUCGGAAACAUUUUUCUGGAACCGACUUGUGGGAAAAAUUCUCUCUCGCAGUGAACUUCCAAUUUCCCCUGGUGCUAUAGAAAACUUAUAUCAAAAGUCUGGUUAUCAAAAUUUUUGCUCUUUUAA